AUGCCUAGCUGCCAGUCACCCAAGGAAAACUGCGACUUGUCGGUGGUGCAACGUGUAGCGAGCGCUUCCGUGGAUUGGCGGCGGGUUCCGCAGGCGUCGGCCCCGGCAGACGCAGUGAAUGGUGACGAGCACGCCUCCAUGAAGCCAGCAGGUGUUUUUCCGCGGUCGCGCGAUUCAGGCAGUGCCGUAGAAAACGGACCAGACGUAGCCCCAGAGAAUGCCACAGAGAACGUUCGAGCUCGGAAACUAGGAGGUUCCGGAUCGUAUGUCACCAGUGCGAAUCACGGGAGCGACGAGGCGCGAUGCCAACGCAUUGCCGAAGCAGUGACUGUAAUUAUGCAAGAGCUGGGCGUAGACCCUGUGCGCUCGAACUUGCGCGACACACCCGAGCGGUACGCGCGUGCGCUGUUAGAGUUCACCAGCGGGUAUGCGCUCUCGCCAGAGGAGACGCUGAGCGAUGCUGUUUUCUCGGAAACCUACUCUGAUAUGAUUCUAGAGCGUGAUAUUGAUAUUUGGUCGCUGUGUGAGCAUCACAUGGUGCCUUUUUUUGGAAAAUGUCACAUAGCAUACAUUCCACAGGGACGAAUUCUGGGUCUGAGCAAGCUCGCCAGAGUCGCGGAAAUGUAUGCGCGUCGUUUGCAGGUGCAGGAGCGUCUCACUCGACAGAUAGCGGAUUGCAUUGAGGAAUACCUACAGCCACGCGGUGUUGCAGUCUACAUCGAGGCGACUCAUUUAUGUAUGUCGAUGCGUGGCAUUCGAAAAACGGAUGCAAGAACGACCACGAUCACAACACGGGGCGUCUUUGCCACCGACCGCAGCCUUCAGGAACAGUUUCUCGACCUCGUGAAACGGUAA
This is a messenger RNA of Cyanidioschyzon merolae strain 10D, 855 nucleotides long. RefSeq names its product GTP cyclohydrolase I. Lineage: Eukaryota; Rhodophyta; Bangiophyceae; Cyanidiales; Cyanidiaceae. Gene Ontology annotation, cellular component: cytoplasm. Bases 1 to 855 code for a protein of 284 amino acids. The transcript has a single exon. The record is from RefSeq and is a predicted model, not a curated record. Gene Ontology annotation, molecular function: GTP binding; GTP cyclohydrolase I activity; zinc ion binding. Gene Ontology annotation, biological process: tetrahydrobiopterin biosynthetic process; tetrahydrofolate biosynthetic process.